AUGUCGCCGGCUGGGUCAGCAUUUGCUGCAAAGCACGCAGAGUGCAUAUUCAUCGGCGACCCCAACCCGGCAUUUCUUGCGGGCAAGAUCAAGAAGACCCGAGACCUCGCCGCUUCACAGGGUCGAGAUCCACACGACAUCAAAUUCUUCAUUCAGUUUACCCCGAUACUCGGUGCUACAGACGAGGAGGCUCAGGAGAAGUACGAACGAUACAAGAAGUACGCAAUUGGUGACGGAGGCCUCGCACUUCUCGGCGGCAUCUCUGGCAUUGAUGUUAGCGAAUUCCCUCUUGACGAAGAAUUUCCUACGGAUCCCAAUCACCCCCUGAUGGCAAAACUCACACCGCAGCAGCGGGAACGUCUCCUCUCUCGGCCACAGGGAUAUGAGAGGUGGACACCGCGAAUUCUAGCCGAAUUCCAAUCCAUAGGGGGGAGUGGAAACUUCAAGGUUGGCAGCGGCAAGACUGUGGCUGAUGAGCUGGAAAAGUGGAUCACGGUUGCUGACGUUGAUGGCUUUAACAUCGGACAUGUUGUUGUUCCUGACGCCUGGGCAGACGUGAUAGAAUACCUCAUUCCUGAGCUCGAAGCAAGGGGAUGGUUGGGGAAUGGGGAUUACGCAGUCCCUGGAGGAACCGCAAGGGAGAACUUAUACGCGACCCCUGGGGACCCCAAGCUAAGAGCAUCUCAUCCAGGCUACAAGUAUAAGUUCAGCAGUCAUGAUUAG
Messenger RNA from Colletotrichum chrysophilum, 723 nucleotides. RefSeq lists its product as uncharacterized. The coding region runs from base 1 to 723 and encodes 240 amino acids. The record is from RefSeq and is a predicted model, not a curated record. The transcript has a single exon. Gene Ontology annotation, molecular function: oxidoreductase activity, acting on paired donors, with incorporation or reduction of molecular oxygen. Lineage: Eukaryota; Fungi; Ascomycota; Sordariomycetes; Glomerellales; Glomerellaceae.